Messenger RNA from Adineta ricciae, 585 nucleotides. Lineage: Eukaryota; Metazoa; Rotifera; Eurotatoria; Adinetida; Adinetidae. The record is from the annotation of a GenBank genome assembly.
AUGAAACGAAAAUGUGAACUAGAUCAAGGAAAUGAAAGAUUGAAGAAAUUUACCAUUGAUUGCAAUGAAACAAGUUUUCAAAUCAACCAACAUAGCAUUUUCGAUAGGAAUACAUUCUCACAAAACGAACAAAUAAAAACUCAUGCCGGCGAAGAAAUGGAGCAAGAAUAUUCAUUAGAACGAAUGGAAGCUCUCGAUCCCAAAGUUCAAUAUAAUGUUAAUAACAAUUGCUUUUAUAUACAAAAUGAUUCUGUUGAAUCGGAUAUAUCCAACAAUAUUGAAGAUUAUGAUCAUCAUGAGUUCGACGAAAUCAGUGCAUUAAAAUCUUUAUUGACAAUCAUGCAUCCGACUGAAACUAUUCUCUAUACCAUCAAACGUCUUCGAGUAGCUGCCACCAAUAAUAGAUUUAAACAACGUGCAAAGCAACAGCAGUUCUUGUUGAGUGAUUUAACUUCAGAAGAAUCGACAAAGAAUAAAUAUUUACUUGAAGAAAUCACUGGUCUUGUGGAUCGAUUUGUAUCUAAUGGUCAACCUGAUAUAUAUCACGAAACUUAUGAACAGUUGAAAGCGAAAUUGAAUCCGUAG